GUCCCUCAAACCCUUCCCCGUCUCGCUCUCGGAUUUCCGUCGGUCGGCUGUUCGACCUCCCCCGCUCCCGAAUCCCCCGGCGCCCCCUCCGAUCGCGAAGUUCUCGCAUCGACUUCAAGAAGAGCCUCGGCCGCAUCCCUACAGCGACGCCGUUUCCUGUCCUCGUUGCAGUUCUCGCUGCCGUCUUCAAGAAGGGCUUCGGCCGCAUUCCUGCAGCUCCGACAAAUCUUGCGGCGCAUCUUCUUCACGCCUCCCUGAAGUCUUGCGAGAACGAUUCUUUCUUUCGUUCGGGAAGAGUUGUUGUUGUUUUCUGUAUCAAUUUGUUACCCUUCUGAGGAUGUAUUCUCGAUCUGGAACUGAGAAAACAAUGUUUGUGUAUUACAAAUUUAAGAGUGCUAAGGAUUUUUGUUCUCUUCCUGUUGAUGGUCCCUCGAUCUCUGUUGCCAAUUUGAAAUUGAGAAUAUUCCAUUCCAAGCGUUAUGGAAAGGGUAGGGAUUUCGAUCUCACUGUCAUGAAUGCGCAGACGAACGAAGGUUGGCCUUUUCUACAACACUCACUAUCUCGGAAGAUUAAGCGUUGCAAUUAUUGAUGAUCUGUGGACAGGACUAAUUUCUUGCUCAAUUCCUUUAUGGUUGUGUGAUUUGCUCUGGUUAAUCCAUGUUUAGGGUAACUCAAUUUUGUCGUCCGCAACUACUUUGCUGGAAGUUUUACUGUUGCAGUUACUUGUUGUCUAUGCUUGCUGUCUGUUUUAUUUUUUCCAGAGUAAUGUAUGAUUUGCUACAUUUAAUUCUUGGCAAGGAAAUCUAAUUAUCUUUUUGAAAUGGCUUCUUUAUUUCAGAAUAUGUUGAUGAUGCAGUCAUGAUACCAACAGGCACAUCAGUAUUGAUUUGCCGAAUUCCAGGGCCAAAGGGCAAGAGUAUUGUUGUCGGAGAGCCAAAAAGUGCAGAAAGUAGUGAAGAUGUUUCGCCACAAAGUGGUUCAUCAGCAACUGAAUCUUCUUCCUAUAAAUUUCCUGAUGAGUCUGACUCCUGUGACUUUGAGGAAGCCUUUUCUGCUAUUCAUAAUGAGGUUGUUGAUCAGCCAAGUAAUCAAGUGCUAAGUAGAUUGGACGAGGACAGGAGAAUCAAGGCUUUAGUUGACACACCUGCUAUUGAUUGGCAAAGCCAACCCAAGGAAGUUUAUUAUUUUGAAGGAAGCACCGGAAGGACAUGGGGUGGAAGAAUGGCUUGUGGUUUUGGUGAUGGUUUAUUGGGAUUCAAGAAACCACCGGCUGGCUACGUUUGUCAUAGAUGCAAAAUGCCUGGACAUUUCAUUCAGCAUUGUCCUACGAAUGGUGACCCCAAGUUUGAUAUAAAAAAGAUGAAACCGGCAACUGGUAUUCCCAGAUCUAUGUUAUUGGCCACUCCAGAUGGCUCUUAUUCACUCCCAGAUGGUGUCGCUGCUGUUUUAAAGCCAAAUGAAUCUGUUUUUGAGAAGGAAAUUGAGGGGAUUCCUUCUGUCUGCCGUGUCAGUGACCUUCCUCCCGAACUGAAUUGUCCAUUGUGUAAGAAAGUAAUGAAAGAUGCCGUCAUGAGUAGCAAGUGCUGUUUCGCUAGUUUCUGUGACCAAUGCAUAAGGGACCACAUCAUCACCAAAUCAAUGUGCAUUUGUGGGGCCAAACAGCUGGUCGCAGAUGACUUAAUCCCAAAUGUGACUCUUAGGGAAACAAUCAAUAGCUUCCUGGUAAUAAGCAGUAGGUCAAGCAGUGCUGGAAGCACAGAUAUGGGAUCGGCGACAUCAAAAGCUCUCUCUCCAGUUUUUUCUGUGGCCUCCAUGAGUAAACAGAAGGCAUCGUCUCGCACCAUUUUUGUUGUUUUUGUUCAUCAAAUUGUCGUGAAUGUCGUUGUAUGAUAUUGGUACCACGAAGCAUUUAGAUGGGCUUGAAUGAAUGAUUUCAAAUUACAGCAAGAGUUGAUAUGUGAUCGAUAUUUUCUCGCGGUAGUCGUGCUGGAUGCA
This is a messenger RNA of Musa acuminata AAA Group (dessert banana), 1995 nucleotides long. RefSeq names its product E3 ubiquitin ligase PQT3-like. Gene Ontology annotation, cellular component: nucleus. The record is from RefSeq and is a predicted model, not a curated record. Bases 859 to 1890 code for a protein of 343 amino acids. NCBI's taxonomy places the organism in Eukaryota, Viridiplantae, Streptophyta, Magnoliopsida, Zingiberales, Musaceae. The transcript has 9 exons. Gene Ontology annotation, biological process: protein ubiquitination; ubiquitin-dependent protein catabolic process. Gene Ontology annotation, molecular function: zinc ion binding; ubiquitin protein ligase activity.